Gymnogyps californianus (California condor) is the source of this 7753-nucleotide messenger RNA. It is a transcript of the gene ITPK1, whose product is annotated as inositol-tetrakisphosphate 1-kinase. Gene Ontology annotation, cellular component: cytoplasm. Gene Ontology annotation, biological process: inositol trisphosphate metabolic process. The coding region runs from base 231 to 1454 and encodes 407 amino acids. The record is from RefSeq and is a predicted model, not a curated record. Gene Ontology annotation, molecular function: ATP binding; inositol-3,4,5,6-tetrakisphosphate 1-kinase activity; inositol-1,3,4-trisphosphate 5-kinase activity. The transcript is spliced from 11 exons. NCBI's taxonomy places the organism in Eukaryota, Metazoa, Chordata, Aves, Accipitriformes, Cathartidae.
AGCGGGCAAAUGGGGAGCUGAGCGGCUGCAGCAGCACCACGGCCGCGCAGCAGCACCGGCAGCAGCAGCAGCAGCAGCGGCGGCGGCGGCGGCGGGCGGGCACGGAGGCGAGCUCGGCGGCGGGCCGCUGCUUCGCAGGCGCCGAGUGCGAGCGGUAGCCGGGCUGCCCCCGCCGCUCCGGGCUGAUCCCCCUCCUCGCGGGGCGGCCGCCGCCUCUCCGGGCCGGCACCAUGCAGACCUUCCUGAAGGGGAAGCGGGUGGGCUACUGGCUGAGCGAGAAGAAGAUCAGGAAGCUGAAUUUCCAGGCCUUCGCCGAGCUGUGCCGGAAAAGAGGAGUAGAAGUAGUACAGCUUGACCUCACCAAACCCAUUGAAGAUCAGGGCCCUUUGGAUGUGAUCAUACAUAAACUGACAGAUGUCAUCCUUGAAGCAGACCAGAAUGACAGCCAGUCACUGGAGUUGGUUCACAGGUUCCAGGAGUAUAUUGAUGCUCAUCCAGAAACCAUUAUCCUGGACCCUCUUCCGGCUAUUCGUACUCUUCUGGACCGAUCCAAGUCUUAUGAGCUAAUUCGGCAAAUAGAGGCAUACAUGCAAGAUGAGAGGAUCUGUUCACCACCCUUUAUGGAGCUGACAAGUGCCUGUGGAGAAGAUACCUUGCAGCUUAUAGAGAAGAAUGGACUGGCAUUCCCGUUCAUUUGUAAAACCAGAGUGGCCCAUGGAACCAACUCUCAUGAGAUGGCGAUCAUCUUCAACCAGGAGGGCCUGAAAGCUGUUCGCCCCCCUUGUGUCAUUCAGAGCUUCAUCAAUCACAAUGCCGUGCUGUAUAAAGUCUUCGUGGUCGGGGAGUCCUACACAGUGGUGAAAAGACCAUCUUUAAAGAACUUCUCUGCGGGAAUCUCAGACAGAGAAUCAAUAUUUUUCAACAGCCACAAUGUUUCAAAACCAGAAUCCUCAUCUGUCUUAACAGCACUGGAUAAAAUCGAAGGAGUAUUUGAGCGGCCAAACGACGAUGUCAUCCGGGAAAUCUCUAAGGCACUGCGGCAAGCUCUGGGAGUUUCCCUCUUCGGAAUUGAUAUCAUCAUUAACAAUCAGACUGGGCAGCAUGCAGUCAUUGAUAUAAAUGCAUUCCCAGGUUACGAGGGUGUUUCCGAAUUUUUCACAGAUCUCCUGAACCACAUAGCUGCUGUCCUGCAGGGUCAGGCACCUGAGGUGACCCAGCUAAACCGCAGCAAGCUCCUGGCAGAGCAGACCAGCGGGAUCAUGGACGAGCGGAUAUGCUGCGCUAGCACAGGCUGCCUCAGCGUCAUGGGAAAAGACUCCUCCUGGAUUGUGGAAAGUGAGACCAACAGCUCAGUAAAACUGCAACACCAGAGACUAGGCUGCAACUCGGCAGUGUCCCCCAGCUUCCAGCAGCACUGCGUCGCUACAUUGGCAACAAAAGCUUCUUCUCAAUAACUUGCCAAUGCCAUGGACUGAGAAAAAGCCACAGGGAUACAAAUUGUGGUCCCAGAACCAGAUCAGGCUGUAACAAUACAAUUGCGAAAAAUGAAAAAAAACGACACAAAAAAGCAAAAUAAAAAAACCUUCCAUUUGAUUUAACCUGAUUUGCUGAUGAAAUGGACUGAAAGGGAGAGGGCGAGAAAGUGAUUCAGAUCCAUUUCAUCAGAUUCCAGUUGCAAAUCUGUAGUGAGUUUACACACGCGUGGGUUUUAACACUAGUCCUUUCAUUGUGGGAGGGUUGCUCUUUCAUUUCUAUUGUUCUUUGUAAUCACUGGUGACCAGCAUUUUAAAAUCGGACCUCAUGGUAUCAAGAAGAUAAUAAUGUUGAAAUGCAGUGUCUGAAUGUAACAGUGCUAGAGAUUUUUGCCUAAAAUAUUCCCUGUUCCCUUUUUCCAGGUAGGCCAUUGCAAAAGAAAGCUAAGACAACUUCAGUAUCACUAAACCAAAUCUCUUGAAACAUUGACCAGUCAAGACGUUGACAGGUAGCUUGCUGUGAAGCCGCGGCACUUUGAGUAGGACUGAGCAGACUGGUUGUUCAGGGUGCAGAACCGAGGUGACCACCCCGGUUCCAGCUUUGCAGUUCUUCCCCCAGGCCUCAUUGCUUCAGUCAAAAGCAGCUUCUAACCACGCUUACCAACAGCGACACAUGUUUGAUCCAGACAGGGUGCCGAUAGUUAGGUUGAGUGAUUUAGUAGAUUAAAUAUCAUCCUUUCAAUCGUCUGCUAGUGGUGAAAUCCUAGAAGAGUUAAUGGGAGCAGCUCAUCUUUUAGCAGAGAAUUUAAUUCUCCCUCCAUUGCACUUGUGAGGACUCUGGGACAGCUCUGCAAAAAGGCUGGCAAUCAGAGCCACACAUUUUCCUUGUAGCAGUGCGCCUGAUCUGCAGAUCCUAAGGGGUAACACAGUUGCUGCUUUCCACAGAUCCAUGCUGCUGUGCAUUUUGUUUUUCUUUUGCAAAUUAAGUAUAAGCAGAAUUGUGUACCUUUAUAUGAGGUAGAAGUACACGACAGCUCUAGCUUAGAGACCACAUUAUUUUGUUGCAAGCUGCCAGAUGAGGCUGUGUGGUAAUUUACAAUAGUGCUUUAUACUAUUUGUAUACUAUAGCACAGCCAAAUUGUAUCUCUUGAGAUACGCAGUAAACCUACAGUGUUCACCCUCUAUUGCAUCUUCUGGCAUGGCAGCAUCUUCUGCUGUUGAGAAUUCCUGCAACUUUUGCCAAUUCUGAACACUAAACUGGAAUUAUCCAAGUCUGUCAGCGCUGAGAAUGGAGACACUAUUUUGGUAGACAGAGUGGCCUUGCCUUCCCUGUAUAAGCCCUAAAAUACAUUUAAGAGGGGUGGUGUUAAAAAAAUUUCCUUAGCUAAGCUCCUAGCUUGCAGAUAUGGGAAUUUCUGUCUUUCUAUAGCAGGUAUUUGUAUAGCAUCCAUCACUGCAGCAUUUAAUACCAGUUUGUUUAGUAUCAUGUGUUAGAUAUCUACUCAAAAGGAAAGGAUCUAGAGCUUAAAGCCCAGGUAGACCAUGGAGAGAGGAGUAAACUAUGUAAAAGAUGUCACCACUCUACCUGAUGGUACUAGUCCUGGAGAGGAAAAAGUUCUGAAGAGUGUUGUGUAGCAGUUCUUUUGUGUAAACGAUGGUUUUUCCUUAGGAGAGAUUGGGUUUGUUUCCAAAAUGCCCUUCUUGGGAAUUUCCUGCAGCCGGGAUCAGAUUUUUGAGGGUGAUUUAAGAAGAGAUUAUUCCACCUCUAGAGGGGUUACUAACUUUAAGAUAUUUCUGUAGGGACUGGAAGGACCUUAUGAGUGUGGUAUCUGUCAAAUUCAAGGGUGCACAUAAAUGCAGCCAACUUCCUCGACUAUUGCAGGUCAAUUCUGAGCUGGGCAUGCUUCACAACCCUUGUAUGCUUUGAGGCUGCUGGAUCCCACGUUGUCUGCAGCUUGCAGGUCUCGGGUGGUCGUGGUGUGAGUGUGUCAGAUGUACAUAGGUAAGGGUUUAUAAAAGUAUUCAUGAUAGACCAAACCUUUCGUAAAGCCAUGACUGAAAUAAAAUUGACAUCUACAGUUUGAGGUUUGUUUUUGUUUGUUUAAAAUAAGUGUUUUUAUGUUACAUGUGUAACAAAAGAUACCCUCAGGAAGGAACUUGCCAGUGCAUAUUUUUGUAUGGUACUUUCUUGUAACCAGCUGGUGGAGUGUUUGUAGACUUGCCUUUUGCUCCCUUUAUUGCAAUGGCUUGGGGUUUUUUUGGGUUUUUUGGUUUUUGGUUUUUUUUAUUGGGUGGUGGGGAAGAAGCAAUGAUGUUAAAACUGGGUUAAUAACUCAAGACCUUUCAAACUAAGUAUGUUUACAUGAAUCUGAGUGUUGGAUCCAAUGGAAAUGUCUGUAUGCUGUUUCCUAGUUAGAACAUCAAAUAAGAAUUUUAUUUUCCUGGCUGCCUUCUGAAUUUUGGUUGGCCUAUUUUGCACUGCUUUAUUUCUCCAAAAUAAACUACUGAAAUAUAAUUGUGCAUUUUAAACUUGUUUACAAAUGAUUGUUAGAAGUUUAUUUUGUAAUUCUCUGAAGGCUUGCAGAAAUACUAUAUUUAAAUAUUACUCCAGACCUUGGCAGUAACUAGAAAACAAGUUUAGGUCAUUGGUGUGAUCAGUGACAUUUUUCCCGUAGUCUGUAAUUUAUUUUUUAUUUAUCAAAUGUAUUGGUAUCACUUUAAUUUACCAGGUGCAGAUAUGCAGGUACCUGUUGUGAUGUGGCAUUACAAUAGAGUUUUCACAUAAAUUACCAUGCAAUUGCUGUACUACUAUAUUUCCUUGCAGAAAUUAUUGUUAUGGCUCGUAUACUAGAAUGUUGCUAAAUCACAGGGGCAAAUUGGGAGACCAACUUUUAAAAGCCAAAACUGCAAAUUACCAAGUAUCCAGACAUGCAAUUACAUUAUUGCAAAACAUUCAGCAUGUGUAUAUUAAGCCUGUGCUAAAGUGCUUUUCUGAAUUGCUGCCUCGUUUGAUAAGUUCAGGAUAGUUUUGAUUUAAGAUAAGCUUCACAGUAAGUUUGUUAAUAUUCUGUAGUCUUGUCUUUUUUUGUAAAAGUAGAGGAGUCUAGUAAUAUUAGACCAUACCAGAAUGCCCUUGCUCUUAAAAUUGCGGACAAUCUGAGGGAGAUUUUCCAUAAUGUCUGUUUGAAUUCUGUUAUUGUGGGUUAGAAAAGGUUCUGCUGUGUUUUCAGAGGCAUAGCUAUUAUUGCUGUGUUGAUGGAAGCAAUUAUAUUAGAAUUACAUGGUCACCAGUUAGCUUCUUAGGGAUCUAUUUCUGUUCUGCUUCACUGUUAGAAAUCCACAAGAACACCAUUAGCUUGACUGGAGUUUCUUCAGGUUUUGUGUCAGUGUGAUGGAGGAGAUGGGACUCUGGUUUCCACUGUAAUUAUGCAAUCAGCUUCAGUAGGUGAAGAUUUUUCUGUGUUGAAGAGAAACUUGAGUGGUAUUAUUACUGCCUGUGAUGUAAAGCCAUCACCAUCCUUCUCCCCCUCUAGCUGACUUUGCCACGUUAUGCUUGGGUUUGUAGGGACUGUAUCAGAACAUCCCCAUCGUUACGUGAAAACCAGCUGCAGAAAUGCAGCCUAACUAGGAGCAUUGGUGCUGAUACUUGUGGUUUGUGUAACGUGGAACUACCACUGGGCUGAUGCUGUUUUGUCUUUGGUUAACCACAUGUCUGGCUAUUCAACCUUUGUGCUGUAGGAGCCGAUUGACCGGGCUGGUCGGUAGAUAGGAUGCACUAUUUUUAUUAAUACUGUUCAGACUGUUGGAAUGAUAAAGCUGUAUAAAGAUCUCCAUCCUCAACGUGAGAAUGUCUGUGCAGAGGAGGUCCGCAGCAGGUUGCUCAGAUGGAAAACCACCAGGUUAAUAUGUUUUCAUUAUAGAUGAGUACAAAUUAAGAACCCGACCCUGAGGUUUCACGAGGUAACAACGAUUGCUCAAGAUAAAGCCUCAAGUUCUCCAGAUUAACUGCGGGCUGUAUCCAGCCAGGUGGAGUCGUGGGUAGAUAACAGAGGCAGGAUACAGUCCAAAGGCAACAGAAUAAAUGGGGCCAGAGGUGUUUGGCUGGCAAAAAAAGAGCGAAACAAGGGAAAAAUGCUUCUGUUGUUUCCAUCCAAUUAAAAAAAAUCCAGGCUUAUCAAUUCUUAGACUAACACUGGUUUCCCAAAGUCUUUGCGUGGCAGCAGUGACAAGUGAGUCAGGCUUUUUCACACUAGCUUGCAGCCUUGCCUUCCAGAGCUGUGCAGAAAAUAUUGGAUUUUGGUUUUUUAGUGAAUAGAGUCUAUUUUGAGUUUGUAGCAGUCUCCCCAUGUGCGCACUUGCAGGAGUUCAGUUGCAUUAUCCUGCUCAUUUUUUUUUCCUUUCUCCUUUUUAGUAAGAGAUGUAUUGAUUUCUGUUUUCAGUAUACAAUUACUUUAUGGUGUUGCAACUGUGUGUUUUGUAAUUAGGAGUAUGUGAAAAUGCUUUGUGUAGAUUAAAAUAUUUCCUUUAAUAUAAUCUCCUCUCGCUUUCAUAGAUAAACGGAUACGCCGUUGCAGAUCACAUUGCUGAUUUUAUUUGUAAUAUUGCUUUAAUAUCUAUUUCAGAGGAAUGUAACCUCCAGAAAAGUACUUUCCACAUCUUCACUACCUUUCCUUUCCCUGUUCACUCUGUGUGGAUCCAGGCCAUCAACACUUGAGCUUGUGACUGGAGGGGUUUCAGAUCCUCCAUGGAUUCUGUCAUGUUUACAUGGCCACAAAAAUUAUUAAAAAGAUGGUUGAAGUUUGAGAAGAUCCGGGUGUAAAUGGAGAUGUUAGAGCGAUUCCUUAGCAACACAAGCACAGUAGCAUCUGUAGCAAGCAAACGGAAUCGUUCUUGCUGUGUGGGUGCAGGUGGCUGUUGGGGUCUGGUCCACCCCUGCUGCUGGGGCAGUUUUCCUGUGGAAAUAAAAAAAUCCACUGUAAGAAAACAUCCUGUAUCUGUGGUGCAGAAGGAGGGCGAGGAGAGGUAGGGCUUGGGAGUAAAAUCCUGGCCAGUGGACAUCAUGAUACGAGUGGUCCAGAAUUUCAGUCUGUUUUUUAAUAGCAAUCUGGGGAGAUGUUUUCUUUCUCUCCACCAUUCUUACCCUGAAUCCACUGGGGCUGACGCUAGCAGAUGCCUGUGGGCCACAUGAGCUCAUUAGCAGGUGGCCUUGCCCAGCGUGCCAUGAGUUUGCAGAGGGCUCCUGAGAUGUGUUGGGAAGGUUUUGUUGAUGGUCUGGAAAUCUCUUGCAACUCCAGAAAUAGCUGAAACAGCGAAUGGAGUUCAUGAAAAUCAGGUCUUCCUCUUCCAUCUUUUUUAAGGAAACCCACAUUUUAUUUCCUUCUUCGUUCUUUACACAGUAGUUUUUAGAUAUAAAUUAUUUUAACAUUUUUUGUGUGAAAAGUCAUAUAUACAUAUAUAAAGCUAUUAAAAGGUUGAGUAUAUGUUGAGUAUAAAAUAGUGACUUCUUUGUUUCAGAUGUUAGCAGCCCCUAAAAAUGAGUUGUUUAUCCUCUUGUAAAGUCAGUACUGUAAAAAAAAUAUUAAAAAUAAAAGAUGUAUUAGAUGUAUCUUUUAUUAUUUAUUUCUGAUUCAGUAUUUGAUACAGCUUGUGUAUACCCUUGUGAGAACCACAUACUAAAAUGCAAUUGUUCUUAAAACGGAGUAACAGCAAUUCCUUGGGAUCCCAACAAUUUUGAGAAAACUGGCCCGUCAGGUAUGAAUAGAGUUGGAUAUUCUCCUUCACUCUCCAGCAUUGCUCCCCACCUAAGCAUGGCUGAAUCUUGGGGACCAUUUUGUGUGUGUGCUAGGUUUUGCAAGUUCAUCGAUAUCUGUGUUUAAAUCCAGCUGUACAGUGUUAACAAGUGUGUCUGGUGAUUCGCUUCAGCCUGGUUCACUAUGAUUUCUGAAACAUAAUUCCCAUUUUGUACUUAAAUUUGUAUAGAAUUAUAUAAACCCUUAAAAGAUCAUGGCUUACUGUAAAAACCAAAAAUACUUGCUAUUUGGCGUCUUCAAUUGCAUGACUGAUCAGAUCUGACAAUGAAGAUGGUGCUUUCAUCUAACAGCAUUGAUUUCAAUGGUAAUAUAUUCAUUUUCUUUUCGUUUACCAAGCACCUGUUUUGGACAAUGUUUUGGUUUCAACAGUAAAGCAAUAUGCAGUAGGUAUUGUGGCAUUAUCUCUGUAAUUGUUUUGAAGACGGAAUUGUCCCUUUCCAACACAUAAUGAAAAUAAAUGCCUUAUAACAA